Messenger RNA from Pseudophryne corroboree (corroboree frog), 2529 nucleotides. RefSeq names its product oocyte zinc finger protein XlCOF6.1-like. The coding region runs from base 39 to 1298 and encodes 419 amino acids. The record is from RefSeq and is a predicted model, not a curated record. Lineage: Eukaryota; Metazoa; Chordata; Amphibia; Anura; Myobatrachidae. The transcript has a single exon.
AUGGAUACACAAGCAGGAAUAUCUCAGAAGGACAUCUAAUGUUAUCCCUGGAUUCUGAAAUAACAGAUGACAGUAGACAGGAUUCUCCAGGAGAUAACCCCAUUACCCCAAUUAUACAUCCAGCUCUGUCAGCUGAUCCCCCUGAUCCUGGGGAAUGUUCUCCUGAUCACUCUGAUAUUGGUGCAUCUGUUAUAGCUCUGAGAGUAGAUUCAGUGUUUCCCUGUUCUGUAGAUGCCAAAUGUUUUACACAAAACACAAACCUUAUUACUCAUCAGCCAGCUAAGGCAGGUGACAGGCCAUUUCCAUGUUCUGAGUGUGGGAAAUGUUUUACAUCUAAAUCAGAUCUUGUUAUACAUCAGAGAAGUCACACAGGUGAGAAGCCGUAUUCCUGUUCUGAGUGUGGGAAAUGUUUUACAUAUAAAUCAGAUCUUGUUAUACAUCAGAGAAGUCACACAGGUGAGAAGCCAUAUUCCUGUUCUGAGUGUGGGAAAUGUUUUGCAUGUAAAUCAGUUCUUGUUACACAUCAGAGAAAUCACACAGGUGAGAAGCCAUAUUCCUGUUCUGAGUGUAGGAAAUGUUUUGCACGGAAACCAGCUCUUGUUAUACAUCAGAGAAGUCACACAGGUGAGAAGCCAUAUUCCUGUUCUGAGUGUGGGAAAUGUUUUGCACACAAAUCACAUUUUGUUAUACAUCAGAGAAGUCACACAGGUGAGAUGCCGUAUUCCUGUUCUGAGUGUGGGAAAUGUUAUUCAUCGAAACCAGAUCUUGUUAUACAUCAGAGAAGUCACACAGGUGAGAAGCCAUAUUCCUGUUCUGAGUGUGGGAAAUGUUUUGCAUGGAAAUCACAUCUUGUUAUACAUCAGAGAAGUCACACAGGUGAGAAGCCGUAUUCCUGUUCUGAGUGUGGGAAAUGUUUUGCACACAAAUCACAUUUAGUUAUACAUCAGCGAAGUCACACAGGUGAGAAGCCAUAUUCCUGUUCUGAGUGUGGGAAAUGUUUUUCAUCGACAUCACAUCUUGUUAUACAUCAGAGAAAUCACACAGGUGAGAUGCCAUUUUCCUGUUCUGAGUGUGGGAAAUGUUUUGCACGCAAAUCACAUUUUGUUAUACAUCAGAGAAGUCACACCGGUGAGAAGCCGUAUUCCUGUUCUGAGUGUGGGAAAUGUUUUUCAUCGACAUCACAUCUUGUUAGUCAUCAGAGGAGUCACACAGGUGAGAUGCCAUAUUCCUGUUCUGAGUGUGGGAAAUGUUUUGCACGGAAAUCAGUUCUUGUUAAACAUCAGCGAUUUCACAGAUGAGAGGCCAUUUUCAUGCUGUGAGAGAAAUAAAUCUGCUCUUGUUGAACAUAUUAGACAUUACCCAAGUACGGAACCAUUUACAUCUUCUGGAGUAUAAUUAUCACUGUCGUCCAAUGUUCCUCAAGGGUGAAUCCGAUCUCUUAUGCUUUAUAAAAUAUACAUGCUACCACUGGGUGAUAUAAUCAGACGUCAUGGCCUGGUCUACCACUGCUAUGCAGAUGACCUGCUUUUUGCACCAUGUACUGAGAACCUAAUACCAAUCCUAAAUGGUUGUCUAGCUGAGCGCCAGGGGUGGAUGAUGCCAGUUGGCUGUGACUCAGUCUUUGUGAAACAUAAUAGGAGCUCACCAACAAAGGACAAGACUACAGCUUUACCAACCAUCUGGAUUUAUGCUUUGGUGUUCAGAAUUGCAAAAUACUGAACAUGUGCUGAAUCUUUGUGUUGUCCUGGUAUGUGGCUGACACAGACAUCAGGUAUACGCCACAUACAAAUCCUCGUUCUUUCAUCUGUGGACCAUAGCCAGAAUCAAGCACUUGAUUCCCUCAGAAGUUCAUAGACUACUGCAAUGCCAUCUACCUGGGUCACCCAGCAAAAGAAUUACAGAGAUUGCAGCUAGUACAGAAUGCAGCAGCCAAGCUGUUACCUAACCAGCUAAUUCCUGCCACAUAACACCCAUUCUCUACUCCCUUCACCGGCUGCCUGUAAGAUGACAAAUAUAUUUCAUAAUUGGCUAACUGACCUUCCCAGCCCAACAUUACAUGGUCCAAGGUACUAGAAGCAGCUCCUGCCUCCUUACUGCCCUGCUUGCUUCUACAGAUGAAGGACUGUUACCAGCAGUACCAAGAAUCUCCUGUCAUUCAUUUAUGGGUUGAACUUUUAGUUUUGCAGCCCUGACCAUGGAACUCACUGCCUUGCACUGUAAGAAGCCUCCACUCUAGAGACCUUCUCAAGCAGACUGAUGACUGUUACUCACGCUUUUCAUUAAUGUACCUCUAUUUACUUCCUAAAUAAUACAUCCCAAAUGCUUAGGUCUUUUUUCUGCUGUUUAUUUUGUAUCUUGUGCUUUGUGUAAAUGUGAAUGUCUAAUACCAGUUUGCACAAUCUAUAUUGCUGCACGACAAUAUGGCGGCCAUUGGAACGUGUUUUCACUUCUAGUUUACCUAACUUGUUGCAGACACUCAUCUUGAUCAGGAGUGCUGAGUGUUUUCUGAUACAAGAUCCUGUCCAUAUA